GGGCUCCGACAAAGGUUGCAAUGUGAGGGGAGUGCGCAUGGGAAAAUUUAUCACUCGUAACAAGAUUUAUCACUCUACUGUUUUGUGAGAAUGUGGAAGGGCCAUGAUCCAAAAGCCUUUGUCAGAGGACCCUGCUUAUCAACACUUGCCUUGUCUCCACUUAUGCAAAACUAGACGCAGAAGAAUCCCGAGAGCUGCCUUUCCAUCGAGCAAUCAUGCAGUUUAAGACCUUUGAAUUUCUGGCCUAAGACAGCAGCAAUGAAUCACAUCACGGCAUUAAAGGGAUAUUCGCGUAUUUCUAUUCAUAGGAACAUUGGUACGUGCUUCAGAAAUGGCCUUGGGAAUGUUGCAUGUCGAUCUGUGUCAAGCCAGGCCACCAUUGAUGCUGACCCAAAAUUAGCCGACAAGUUUCGCGACGCAAAACCUUUUUCGAGUAUUCCUUACGCAGGCAGUAAGAGCUGGGUCCUGAACAUUUUGGAAAUAUUUCUCACCAAAGGAGGUUUCCACAAAUCUGUCUAUAAGAUACAAGAAAGAGACUAUGGUUCAAUUGCAAGAAGAGCCAGUCCACAAGGCGAUGAAGUCUGGCUGUUUGAUCCCCAAGACGUGGCCACCGUCUUCCGAGCCGACUCAAAAUAUCCAAGAAGAUUCGAUAUCCCGCUUCUCGAUGACUUUUACGCUCGCAGAUCUAAAGAGCCCGGUGUUUUCUUUCUCAACGGCGACAAGUGGCAUAAGCCCAGAAUAUUGCUGUCCAAAAAGAUGUUGCGUCCAUUGGAAGUAAACCAGUAUAUUCCAAGAAUAAACUGCAUUGCUUCAGAAAUGGUUGAGCGUAUUUCAAAAGUAAGGGACAGUGAAACAUUUGAAGUUGAUGAAAUUGAUAUGGAGCUUUUCAAAUGGUCGUUUGAAACGGUGGCAGAAUUUCUGUUUGAUCGUCGUUUUUAUGCGCUAAGCGACAGUCCGCCAGAAAGGGCUACGAAUUUCAUCAAGGCAGUUGGUCGUUUCCUUGAUUCUUUUUCAUCUGCCUAUCUUAUGCCUCCUGGUUUAUAUAAAUAUUACAAAACGAAGGCAUUCAAGGAUUUUGAUCACAAUUUUAUGCUAUUGUAUAAAUUUGCAGAGGAACUUAUCGAAGAGAAGCUGACAGACAUUGCCAAGCGAAGGGAGCGUGGAGAAGAUAUCGAUACUAGGAACGAACUCAUACCAUUUCUGCUGUCUUCUGAUAGGAUAUCAGAGGACGAGGUUGGGUCGAGUAUAGUGGACACGUUGUUUGCAGGGGUAGACACGACGUCCAACACGAUGCAGUGGAUGCUGUACUUGAUUGCUAAAAACCCGCACGCGCAAUCUCGUAUCAGAGAAGAGAUUUCAAGAGUUCUGCCGCAAGGACAAGAGCCAACCGCUGAGUCACUUCAACAGCUGAGCUUGGUGAAAGCUGCUGUGAAGGAGACAUUACGUCUCUACCCGGUCCUUAUUAUUACUGCCCGAACUCUCGAGCACGAUGUCGUUUUGUCCGGAUACCACGUACCUGCAAACACUCGGAUUUUUCUUAUGCACCAUGUUAUGGGCCGCAGUGAGGAUCUUUUUGAGAAUGCACAAGAAUUUGUGCCAGAACGAUGGCUACGGACGGAAGCUGCCACAAAACAUUCCGCUUAUGCUUCGAUACCGUUCGGGCAUGGGGUCCGCAUGUGUCUUGGUCGUCGCUUAUCGGAACUUGAGCUUCAGAUACUGCUUAUCAAGAUAUUGAACCGGUACACAUUGGAAAUACCGCCUGGGCAUGUCGUUGAUAACUAUUUCCGAAGUGUGAACAUUCCGGACAAACCAAUCCGGGUUAAGUUCGUAGAGAGAAAGACCGACCAACGAUAAAUGUUAACUAUGAUGCCCAUUAUGGACUUUUUAAUUGAAUAUUUUAAAAAUGGAAGUUUCGAAAAUGUUUAUUUUUAAGUGUGCUUUUAUGAUAUUUCCGUCGUCUUUCAUGGAAAAUUAUGCAAGAUUUAUUCCAUUAUUAUUCUGUCUUUCAUUCAACUUACAGUCACUUGUUUUGAAUGCACCAAUAUUCAUUGAUCAAUAAUAUCAAAAAAUAGUGAUUGUAAGUAAAAAAUUCUUAGAAUUAAAAAAUCCCUUUCUGGGAUUAUAGAAUUAAAAAGAUCCCUUUCUGGGAUUAUACUGGGUAAAAUGUAUUCAGGUUUAUUGAUGUAUUCAGGUGUUCUCAACCAUUUUCGACUGGUAAAAUAAUCGCUGCGCAGGAGGAUUCAAAUUUUUAAAAAUCCCUCCUGUAACAUAGAUAGCAGUAAAUAGCAAAAGUUUGUCAGCAGAACACUCAAUUGAAAUGCUCCAAAGGUCCUUUUAAAGCCUGUAAGGUAGAGAACAUGCCAUUUUCUGUCGUUCCUAUCUGCCCGGUUGCAACAAAUCUCUGCUAGGAAAACACUCAAAAAAGGUUAAUAAGUGCCCAUUUAAUCCAAUCACCUUUUCUAGGUAAAAAGAUAUCUGGUUGGUUGAAAAAGAUUCAAAAGGAUCCCCGAUCAAAUAAAAUGUAAGAAAAUUUAAUAUUUUACACAGCAAAGUAAUUUUUCGUAAAUGAUGCAUUUUAAUUUUCCCGCCCUUUUAAUCGUUGACGAAUUGCGUCAGCUUUUACACGGCCGUAGCAGUGAACAUCAGUGGACGUGAGCUUCUCAUCGAUCUUCAAGCCUUUAUAAUACAUAUAUAAAGUACCUGAGUGCCAAAAAAGUUUACAAUUGUAGUUAUUUUGAACAAUUUUUUUGCGGUACAGAAUUUGAAAAUGGCUUUGAAAAAAGCAAACAUUUUACAAGAUACUUAAAGCUUUUUCGUCUGACACUCCUCAGAGCAUAAAACGUCAGAAUAAGGUUCCGAAAAAACACGUUUGAAAAAUAUAUACCCAGUUGUGGAUCGAAAUAGGCCAAUCAGAAAAACGCAAGCACAAGACCGGUAUAGUUGACCAAUCAGUGCCGCGAGCCUAAAGAAAAAUUACCAAUGGAGUCCAAGAGAGAAAACGAACUCCUUUUGUCUACACAAUAGCGGCUUUUUCGUUUUUAUGUAGAUUGACUCCAAAACUGCUAGAUGGAAGGACGACCGGGCUCUGCCAAUUAUCCGGAACAUGUCGUCAUUAUAGAGUUUUGCACAAUCUGGGUUGUCUAAAAGAUGUUGACCAAUGGCAGAAUCACUUGUUUUAACAGUGUUUCUAGACCUACAAGAUCGAGGAGGCUGUUCUCUUUGAGGGGCAGUUUUGUUUCGUAUGUUGGAAGGAACAUGCUGUUUUAUCCUAUCCCCAAUCUUUGGGUUGUGCGCCCUACGUAGCCAGAAUCACACUGGCACGUAAAUUCAUAAAUGACGGAACUUUUUUGUUUGGUAGGGACGCAAUCCUUUUGAAUGGAUGGAAGGGCUCUCCUAGUGCUGUAAACAAUCCGAGGAUUGACAGCAAAGAAACAAUUGGUUAUGGCUUGCCUAAUUUGACUCUCGAAUCGCAAGGAAGUGUUACCAAUCCAUGGUAGUUUCAAAUAAACUGGGCACUUUUGCGGACCAAACUUUUGAACAGCCGAAAAACUUGCGAUCUUCUCCUUAGUAUCAGAUAAAA
Rhopilema esculentum is the source of this 3580-nucleotide messenger RNA. RefSeq names its product 1,25-dihydroxyvitamin D(3) 24-hydroxylase, mitochondrial-like. Lineage: Eukaryota; Metazoa; Cnidaria; Scyphozoa; Rhizostomeae; Rhizostomatidae. The record is from RefSeq and is a predicted model, not a curated record. Gene Ontology annotation, molecular function: monooxygenase activity; oxidoreductase activity, acting on paired donors, with incorporation or reduction of molecular oxygen; iron ion binding.